CCACGGUAAACGAUUGAGCAAGGGUGACCUAAUUUUUGCUGGAUGCGAGUUGUUUUCUUUUUUAGCCUCUCUUUUGCAAAUAGAUGAUGGGUAAUGGCUUUUGUUGGGUUGAUGGAUUUUUUACAUGAAGAAAGGCCACUGACGUUAUUCAUGGCAGCACGGCCAUGUGGAUGAAAAAAGGAGAGAUGAUUCUGUGGCAACUGUUUAGCGGAAAUUGAUGGCUGUUCCCCUUUUUAGACUUCUGCGACUUGUAUUUUUCUUUUUUUAUUUUUAAUCAUGAAAACAGGGAUUCCAGGAUGUCUUUUUCUCUCUUUUUCCUUUCCUGAGCAUUGUUUCUUGAUUUCAUCCUCACUUGCAACUCAUCAUCAUGACUACGACGACUUGGGCCUUGGCUUCAGAUACAAACAUUAUGCAAUUUCGCAAAAAUAACGACGAUGGCAACAAAGAAAACAUUCAACAGAACGAGAAUCGACAGGGAUCGAUGGAAGAGAACGGUCAUUCACCGGUGAAAGGGUCAGCGGUCUCUCCCACCUACGGAUCACAACUACCACCAUCGUCGUCCCAUCGGUAUUCUUGGGAUUAUCUAUUCCAACGAGACCAUGUAUUGGAAGCCAUUGCUAAGCCAAACGAGACAUCAGCAGAUUACAUUUCCAUAAGAUAUAUGAUCCCACGUCUGUUAGUAAAAGAUGACGUAUUCCUUGCUCAACCUGCCAUCUCUGAACUGUAUCCAGUGUUAUCCAACCAUGUUAGCGAUAAUCAAUCCCAAGCAUCGGCAGAAGUGCCCACCCCCUGUUUAUCCCCCGUUACAUCCCCAUCGGACUUUUUGUGCGACCAUGAACCUCUGUUUGAUGGCAUCGAGGAUCUAAAUGAACCUUUAUCUGUUCCCCUGGAUAAUUCACCAAUCGAAAUCCGACAACAAUGCGAGCUUUCAAAUGAUGUGGAUUGGAAUAAAUUAUUACAUGAUUUCCAUGAAGAGGAGGACCAUGGCAUCCCAACCCCAGCCCCUACCACCACCUCAGAAUCUGAGGAUUUUGAGGAUCUGUUCGAAAAAGAGGACGACGAAGAAGGAGAAGAGGCCAUGCAGGAAAGGGAACCAAAAUAUGAAGACGCUGCAUACCAUGAAGAUGAAGAUGACAGCAGUGAUUCCGAGUUUCUGCCUCUGGCUUUCAGCCGAAAACGACCACUUCUGACAGACAAAAUCAGCUAUCCGUUCGAUCGACAGCAGAACAAACGAUACCGCAAAAAGCAGAAACACACAAAUAGCAGCAGCAGCAGCAGCAGCAAGAUCACGCGUCCCUCGACGACCACUACCACUUAUUUGGAUAACCAGAAUCAGAACAUGACUGUCUUUGAGUAUUUAACCCAAUCCGGCGUAGACUGGUGCCGCUAUUGCGGAACCACUGAAGGCGUGAAUUGGCGUCCUGGACCUUGGGGCAAAAGAACAUUGUGCAACAAGCAUGGGUGUGAUUACAAAGGUUACGGACUUGCCAGUCGAUUGCCAAGAUUAGAUUUAUCCGAAUAUGCUGAAGAACCAUUAGAAGAACGACGUCGACCUAUUGUGCAACAGUUUUGUGUCGCAUGCCAAGAACCCGAAUCUUCCAUUGAUAAUCCAUUGAUACCGUGUGACGGUGGUUGCUCGCGCGCGUAUCACCAUCACUGCCUAUCAGAAGAAUACAUACCAUCGAGUCAGCCGUGGUGUUGUAGCUCAUUAUGUCGAGAUAAUCGGAUGCGCAACAAAGUUGUGGUCGACCUCCCACGCAAACAUAUACCACUCAUGCGACCGCCACGAAUCAUGGGUCAUAAAGCAGAAAAGGACGACGAUGAUACAUAACACAACCCGCUUCAAGAGAAAAAAAAAUACCAUCAUAUAAUGUCAACGCCACCAAAAAAGAAAAAAGAAAAAAAGAAUAUGGUGCAUAUUCAAUUUGCAUAUUCAUCCAUUUUAUCAUACACCUGCACGUACAACCCGCACUCCAUAUACCAUUUGGCGAAGUAACUUUUUCCUUCGUCUUUUGUUUUCGUAUAGAACGUUGUUUUUAGUUGUAUUUUUUUUUGAGAAUCAAAUAGGUUGUUAUCAUUAUCAGCCACUCUUUUGGUCAAAUUUUGUCUUCCAAUAUUUUUUUUAUCAUUGUCAGAUUUGCGACUGGAACUUGAAAAAUAUUUAUGUUGCAACCGCCAUCCAGCGACAGUAAAGGGAAUGCUCAGUUCGGG
This is a messenger RNA of Radiomyces spectabilis, 2211 nucleotides long. RefSeq lists its product as uncharacterized. Bases 368 to 1831 code for a protein of 487 amino acids. NCBI's taxonomy places the organism in Eukaryota, Fungi, Mucoromycota, Mucoromycetes, Mucorales, Radiomycetaceae. The record is from RefSeq and is a predicted model, not a curated record. The transcript has 4 exons.